CCGUUUCCAUGCCAGCAUGGGAACUGCCGUGUCCAAAAGGAAGAAUCUGAGAAACGAUGCUAUUUCGUCCGUGGCGGCAAAAGUUAGGUGAGUAGCCCACCUUGACACACGAACACCUGCAGCGCGGAUACGGACGUCUUCGUCCGUAGAGUGUCCGCAAGAGUUUCAGUGCAGCCUGCAUGCUGAGUGUAUGCACGCGGGAGAGCUCACCACGGUGUAACGUGAAGUUACAAAACCGCUCGAGGAACAUCCACUGCACUCCAGAGCCACCAGUCUCCUCCACGCUCCAAGGACAGGUCAAAAUAGUCAUCGUAUAACGAUGUGUUAAAUAUACCUAUUUGGGCCUUUUGUCAAUCCAAGAAACACCAUGUGCCGUAAAGCACAUGGUGCUUUAAGCAUAAAGCAGCCUUUGGUAUGCAUUAUAAAAUGUUAAAUUUAUCGUGUUUUGUCUCUCGAAAACCAGCUAAUGUGUGUGCGUUGUCCAUUGCGCUUCUGGCUCUUUCUACAUAACUCAGGUGCAGGGGACCUUCUUGUGUGGAAAGGGAAGCGAACUGAAGGAAUUUAACAACCCAGUGUUCAAUCUACAGUGAGCUGCCUGCUAACCGCUGAGGAGCUAUCCAGUGCUGUGGUGCUGAAAGCGUGUUUAACAUGAGAACUGUUCUUGUAAGAGCAGCCAGAGCCUUUGGAGACUACCUGUCUCACGCGCAUCCUGACAACUGCAACGGAUCAGAUCACUUGCUCUCUGACACCCUCAUCGGCCCAGACACAGACUCCCUAGACCGGCUUAGCCUCCAGAACAACAACCUCCCCACGUACCCUGUGCGAGGCCCCUCCGGCGCCCCCGAGCCCAGUCUGAUCAGCUCCCCGCUGGGCAUCCUCCAGCCUCCACCCCCACCCAUCUCCUCCUCCUCCUCCUCCUCCUGUGGCAAGGCCCAGCUGUCCCUGGAGCGCAGCUUCUCGGCCGAGGAGGACCAGCAGAAGUGCGCGGAGUGUGCGCUGCAGCCCGCCCGCGUCUACACCAUCACCGGGGAGAGCGGCAUGCUGGGUAGUGGCCGCGGGAGCAAGGAGACCCUGGAGCUGGAGGUGCUCCGGGGGGCCCGAGAGCCAGCGGCUCCGCAGCCCGGGGGCCACAACCCCCGCCUCCCCCAGACCUCCGCGUCGCCCUCGACCUCCUCGUCGCCCACCACCCAGCACCACCAUCGCCACGGAGUGAGCGCCGACAGGGCUCACCACCACGGCAACCACCACCACGGCAACCCGUACGCCUCCGCUUCCUCCUCUGCCCAUGGAAGCGGCGGAGCGGGCAGCAACAGCGGCGGCGAGGGCGGCGGCAGCGGCGGCUCUCGCCACCGCCACCACCACCUGGCACAGCCGCCGCUGCAGAGCUCGGUCAGCGCCCACAACAUCCGCGGCUGGGGCGAGGGCAAGGACACCUGCGGCAGCGGCGGCGGCCUGGCGUGCGAGGUGUGCGCCGUGGGCAUGGGUGGCAUGGGCAUGGGCGGCAUGACCACCGGCGGCGUGCCCUCACGCAGCCAGGGCUCCCUGGACCUGGAGAGCAGCGGCCGCGAGGCAGGCAAGCAGCACCGGCGCCUAGAGCGGAUGCAUAGUGUGGACCGGGUGACUGGGCUGGACCGAGAAGACAACAACUGGUUCCCAAAAGAGAACAUGUUUAGUUUCGGGACAGCCACAACAACCAUGCAAGCGAUAACAAACUUCCGGAAGCAUUUGAGAAUGGUGGGCAGCAGAAGAAUGAAAGCACAGACGUUUGCGGAACGCAGAGCGAAGAGCUUCAACCGCUCCUGGAGCGACCCUACUCCUGUCAAGCCUGACACUCCAAACGAGUCAAAAGACAGUGGUGAGCUGCAGGCGCCAUGCGGGGCACAAGACGAGGCUAGUAGUGACGACAUGGACUGGGAGGAGGAGAGGGAGAUGGAACGGCUCGCCUGUGAAGGAGAUGAUUUCAUCCCUCCUAAAAUCAUGCUUAUCUCCUCGAAAGUGCCCAAGGCAGAGUAUGUCCCCAACAUCAUACGCAGAGAUGACCCAUCGAUCAUUCCUAUCCUCUAUGAUCAUGAGCAUGCUACUUUUGAUGAUAUUCUGGACGAGAUAGAUAAGAGACUCACGGCCUACAGGAGAGGCAGUAAAAUUUGGCAGAUGCUCAUCUUUUGUCAGGGAGGUCCAGGUCACCUGUAUUUGCUGAAAAACAAAGUGGCCACGUUUGCCAAGGUGGAGAAGGAGGAAGACAUGUGCCUGUUUUGGAAGAGACUGAGCCGCUUUAUGAGCAAGCUCAACCCUGAGCCCAACCUAAUCCACAUCAUGGGCUGCUACGUGCUCGGCAACCCCAACGGAGAAAAGCUGUUCCAGAAACUGAAGAACCUGAUGAGGCCCUGUUCCGUAACCUUCGAAUCGCCUCUGGAGCUCUCCUCACAGGGCAAGGAGAUGAUCGAGAAGUACUUUGACUUCCGUCUCUUCCGCUUGUGGAAGACACGCCAGCACUCCAAACUGCUGGAGUUCGAGGAGCUCAUGUGACGCGGUGUCUCGGGUGGGGACGUCCCCUCGUGAGACAGGAAGUCCCUCUGCCCAGCUUAUCUCACCAGCUUUUCAUUGAGGACGAGAUGGACAGAAGACACACGGAUAAGAUACUGGGAGGGACAGGCACCGUAGCCUCUGAUGAACUCAG
Messenger RNA from Alosa alosa (allis shad), 2677 nucleotides. RefSeq names its product NMDA receptor synaptonuclear signaling and neuronal migration factor a (gene nsmfa). The coding region runs from base 649 to 2526 and encodes 625 amino acids. The record is from RefSeq and is a predicted model, not a curated record. Gene Ontology annotation, biological process: regulation of neuronal synaptic plasticity; positive regulation of neuron migration. Gene Ontology annotation, cellular component: nucleus; cytoplasm. Lineage: Eukaryota; Metazoa; Chordata; Actinopteri; Clupeiformes; Clupeidae. The transcript has 15 exons.